Mucor mucedo is the source of this 687-nucleotide messenger RNA. RefSeq lists its product as uncharacterized. The transcript is spliced from 4 exons. Gene Ontology annotation, biological process: magnesium ion transport. The annotation marks the transcript as partial. Gene Ontology annotation, molecular function: magnesium ion transmembrane transporter activity. The record is from RefSeq and is a predicted model, not a curated record. Lineage: Eukaryota; Fungi; Mucoromycota; Mucoromycetes; Mucorales; Mucoraceae. Gene Ontology annotation, cellular component: membrane.
AUGACACAAGCGUUUGGCAUUUCGUUACAAAGACGUUCGCAUCUUUAUAUUGAUACCUCGAUCCCGUUAUAUAAACGACCCAUGUGGAUUGCAGGCUUUUUAAUCUACACCAUUUCGAACAUGAUUGGCUCCACAAGUACCAUCGGCUACUUACCCAUUGUCAUUCUUGCUCCCGUUGGAGCCAUCGGUCUUGUCUUUAACGCCAUCUUUGCCAACUGGAUCUUGGGUGACCCGUUCACCAGACGCACUGUAUUUGAAGGUACUGCUAUGAUUGUUGUGGGUGCAGGAUUAGUGGCUGGUUUCGGCACCGUGCCUGAACCUAACCAUACGUUACAGGAUUUAAUCGCUCUCUACAAACGUCCUUCCUUUAUUGUUUAUUUUUCGCUGGUGGAGACUUUUACCUGUGUCGGAUUAUUUUCUACUCAUGUCGUCGAAUAUCUCUCAAAAAAGAGACCACAUCACUGGACGCACCCGGAUUUAAAAAUGUGGCUCGGAAUCAGUUACGGUGUGUUCGGGGCAAAUAUCAGUAGUCAAGCCAUGUUAUUUGCAAAGAGUGGUUUAGAAUUGUUAAUCCUGACUGUAUUUCAACACGACAAUCAAUUUAUUUAUCCAUUGACCUGGGCCAUUGUUUUUGCAUUGGUCUUUACUGCUAUUUUACAGUUAUAUUAUUUGAAUAGAGGUGUCCAA